UCAAAUGUCACUUUACUAACCAAGCUUUCCGCAUUCCCCCAAUCUGCCGCCGCCGCCGCCAAGUCCCAAUUUCAAGUUUCCCGGAUAAAUUGAUAAACCCUCAGAAUGACCUUUUCCCGGCGGCUUUCUACUAGCAUAGUCUGAGCACAAGCUAGAACAUCACAAGAUGUUCCGACGGAUGGCUUAUGGAACUUACUCUUCAGUUUUCAGUGAUAACUAGUCGUCGGAACUCUGUUUGCUGAUAAAGAGAAGGAAGACUGCAAAUGCUGAGGUCUCUCUCUUUGAUUCAUCAUCUUCCUACUGCCUUUUCUUCUGCCAGGAGAAUCUGCUUGGCUAAAAUGAGCUCAACCCCAAUGCCGAUGUGCCCUAAAUUUAUUCCUGUUGAAGGGCGUGAAGUUUGGUCUAGAAGCAAGGCUGAUGGCUUAAGGUUCAGUGUUGUCUCUUACAACAUCUUGGCUCAGGCCUACGUGAAGAGUUCUCUGUUUCCACACUCUCCAUCUGCUUGCUUGAAGUGGAAGGCUCGUAGCCAGGCAAUCCUAACUGUUUUGAAAAGCUUAGGAGCAGAGUUUCUCUGCUUGCAGGAACUGGAUGAAUAUGAUAGCUUUUACAAGCCAAACAUGGUGAACCAUGGUUAUUCUAGUAUUUAUAUUCAAAGGACUGGCAUUAAGCGUGACGGUUGUGGAAUCUUCUACAAACUUGACUGUGCAGAGUUGCUCUUAGAGGAGAGGGUGGAAUACAAUGAUCUUGUAAACUCAGUUCCAGAUGGAGCCAGUUCACACGGCGAUACACAGAAAAGUCAACAUGCUAACAAUGUUAUGUUGAUUGAGCUAAACGAGUUUGUGGUUUUGGUGCCAAGGGAUCCAGAAUGGGCUGAUGUGAAGCUCGCACAAGCAAAGUAUCUUCUCUCCCGGCUGGCAAAGUUCAAGAUGCUGGUUUCUGAGAAGUUUGAUUGUGCACCUGAAGUAAUCCUUGCUGGUGACUUCAACUCAAUCCCUGGGGACAAGGUUUACCGGUACCUCGUCUCUGGUGAUGCUUUGACCUCACCUACGGUGGAAUGUCUGGAUGAGCUACCCAUUCCCUUGCGCAGUGUCUACUCGGAGACCAGGGGCGGAGAACCUCCAUUCACAAACUGCACUCCUAGCUUCACGAACACGCUCGACUACAUAUUCUUUUCACCUGGCGAUCAGAUGAAACCAGUCAGCUUUCUCAAACUUCCUGAAGCAGAUGAUGAUGCUGAUGUUGUUGGUGGACUGCCAAACGAUUACCACCCGAUUCGAAGCAUGUCGCGGAGAUUUAAGCGGAAGGAGGAGGAUGAGGGCCCGUCUGAGGACGGCCAUGGUGCUCCUCCGAAGAAAGCUCCGAGGACUGAUUCCUCCGAUGAUUCUGACGAGAUCGUUGUCUGCGAUAUAUCUCACAAUAGGAGAGUGAAAGUGAGGAACUGGCAAGGAAAGGUUUGGGUUGACAUUCGUGAGUUCUAUGUGAAGGAUGGGAAACAGCUCCCUGGCAAAAAAGGCAUAUCAUUGAGUGUGGAUCAGUGGAAGAUGCUCAAGGAUCAUGCAGAAGAGAUCGACAAGGCACUUGCUGAAUCUUAGGAGCAUAUGGAACUAGCUGUUGUAAAUAGUGCUAGUCUGAGAGGGUGGUCGUGCUGUGCUCUUGGAAGUGACCUGAACUAUGACUUAAGCUCGAUUGAAGCUGAAAUGUGGAGGCUAUUUGUGGGAAUGACUGGGAAUGAAUAAUCCAUUCGUACUUUCCUGUCAUCAAAUCUUUUUGUGUAUUGCAGAACUUCCAUCGUUUACUGAAGCCAGGGCAUUGGCACGCGACUCUGUUGAAUUGUUAUGACAUACCUCCCGGAAAUCUGUAAUCUCAUUGUGGACUUGAAUUUGGCUCAUGCUUUGUAUUUUGAAUCCUGCAGUUAGGCCAGUCAUGUGAAUCUCUGCUGCAUACUUUCAUGUUCAAGUUCUGGAUCCUCUAACCAUUCGUUUAAUCAUUGAUGGUGGUUUGGAGCAGGUGUAUAUUGCAGUU
Linum tenue is the source of this 2022-nucleotide messenger RNA. The record is from the annotation of a GenBank genome assembly. Lineage: Eukaryota; Viridiplantae; Streptophyta; Magnoliopsida; Malpighiales; Linaceae.